Salvelinus fontinalis (brook trout) is the source of this 3346-nucleotide messenger RNA. RefSeq names its product AP-4 complex accessory subunit Tepsin-like. The transcript has 13 exons. Bases 700 to 2634 code for a protein of 644 amino acids. The record is from RefSeq and is a predicted model, not a curated record. Gene Ontology annotation, cellular component: trans-Golgi network membrane. Lineage: Eukaryota; Metazoa; Chordata; Actinopteri; Salmoniformes; Salmonidae.
UGGCUACCUGUUAUUAUAGGCCUCGCCUUCCGUGUCUGUGCCAAGGAAGCGAUGUGCAGACGCAUGUAAUUGUGUAAUUGUGAUAGGAAUCACGUUCCCGAGUUCCCUGUAAGGAUGAAGAAUGAAGGAUGUCGCGGUAGCUAGGAUCAGAGCUAUUCAGCAUGUCUCCUAUGUGGAGGCAGUGGAAAUACUGAAGUGAGUAGAGAUGAGAUGGUAGUGUGUCCUACAGUCUGCAGUGAAUGUCAUGCAGGAGAAGGAUCUGACGCACUAACAGUGAAAAAGGUGAACUUUGUUGCGUUUAUAGCGCAAGUGAUACUUUUCACUAGUCUAUCUAAUAUCAAAUCUAAGAAGCUAGACAUCAUUGUGAAGUCAAAUAUAUUUCUGGAUCUCCAGGGCUUUACAGCCGAAAUGUGUGAAGAGAAUGAAUGAAGAGGUUCCCCCUCCCAGGUUCCAGAAUAUGAAUAUGAAUUUAAAUCCGACUGGAGUACAGUUUUUUUUUGUUUGAAAUUCAGGGUAGUAGCGUGAAUUUGGUUAGUGUUUUUGGUAGUUAGUGUGAAUUUGUUCAUUCAAAACAUAUUUUGUUUUGGGGGAUUUUUUACUACCCUUUACAGUAGGUGGCGGCAAUACACUUUGAGUGUAGUCUGCCAAUAAACCUCAAAGAAGAAGAGACGUGCCGCGUCUAUUCAAGAUUGCAAAACCAUGGCAACAUUCAUGGAACGAGUGUCUUUCCUUCAAAAAGUUCCCAUUCUGAUGAAAGCAACAGUAGAUGAUGAAUCGCCUUGUCCUAGCUACCUCUUUGAAGAAAUCGGAAAAAUCUCCCAGGAGUCCACUGGGUGUGGUCAGUUCCUGUUGGAGUACCUGUUGAAGAGGCUGGAGGUAGAAUCCUGCCAUGUCAAAAUAAAGGUUCUGAAGAUCUUUGUCCAUCUCUGUGGCCACGGAUCGCCUCACUUUCUGACAGAACUUAGACGGAACUCCACCUUCAUCCAGCAGGCCUCAGUUUACAGUGGUCCCCCUGAUCCCAUCCAUGGCUUUGCUCUGUAUCAGAAAGUGAGGGCCACAGCACAGGACAUAGUCAGGUUACUCUUCUCAGGCACAGCCUCUCCCCAGAGCAGCAAACUAGCCAUGCCCAACAUGGGCAUCGGGUCGGAGUCUGCCCAUGGAUCCAGAAUGCAGGGGUUUGGAUACAGCCCAGGGAAGAAGAUAACAAGUGGCGAGACCCUGAUGGACAAGAUCCAUAAGGCUACUGAGUUUGUGGCCAGUGCGGUCCUGCCCCCAACAGAACUACAGGGUAUCCGUCUCCAUGACAACCACUACCAGGCGGUGGUGGUACCCUCAGGCCCUGUAGAGGUGGCAGUGCCAGCAUAUGCCUACGCUGUGCCUCCUCACAGACCCAGAGUUUCCCAGGGGUGCCCAGAGCAGGUGGGAGGGGGCUGGGAGGAGAUUAACAGUGGCCAUAGCUCCUCCCACAACUCAUCUCAGGGGAACGCAGACCACAGCCAGGCCUCAGGGGGUGGGAGCAGCAAGUCGUAUGGCACCGGGAGCCAAUCGGAAGCCAGUAGGGACAGCUUCGGGGACCAAUCAGAACGGGUGGAGGCCAUGCAGUUAGGGGACUGUGGCCAGGAGAUGGCGCUAAUCAGCAGAAUAACUGAGGGCUCCAAGGUCUUCCUGUCCAGAAAUGAGAGCCAGCACUUCAUCAAGGAGUGUUCCACUCUAAACUGUGAGGUGGUGGUGGAGCUGCUCUCUCGCAGACUGCAGGACCCAUCACAGACUGUCCAGAUGAGGGCUCUGUGUGCCGUGGCCUGUCUCAUGAUCUCUGAUCUGCUGUCUCUGGAGCAAAUCUUCGGGGCGACCCAGAGGAGGCUGGCCCAUCUGAGUGAGGAAUCCCCAGGGGCUGUAGCCAACAAGGCCACCAAGAUCCUUCGUCAAUUUGAGGCUCUGAUGGGCGUGCCAAUCAGUGGUGCCAGACGUGAUGCAGCAGCAGCCAGUAUUGUUCUUUCAUCCUCCUCGGACCAGCCCCCUACUCUCACAUGUCCCGUACUUCUACUGCAAACACACCCAGGUGACACCACGGUCCUUAACCAUCAUAGAAGGAGAGAACCUGAGCUCUUACCUGGGGGGCGAACUCACCCCCCUCCCGUACCUGACCUGGGCUGGCCCCAAAGGGGUACAUCUGAGAGGUUACUAAAUUACAACCAUGAUGAUGAGGAUAGGUCUGCUACUCAGGAUGAAGAGUUUGUGGAAAGUCAGACUGGGUUCAGGACUGGUGAGACCCAGCUCACCUCAGAUCUUAAAGUUAAAGAUCCAGAGCUCCAUACAGAGAGGUACCCCAUCCGACUCAAGGACCCCAAGAUUGAGCAGCCCUGUGGGGGCAGACUCACUUUGUUCAGUGGCAUGGAGCUGGUGACCAAAGGGAAGUCUGUGUGCCCAUCAGCCCUUACAGAGAGGAAUGGAGACAUGCAGCCUGAGGCGGAAAAGAGAGACGGGACGGAACGUCUGAGAGUUGAAAUGGAGAGCAUUAGCCCUACAAACACACCGCUACUCUGCCUCGAUGACAACAGUGAUACAACGCCCACGUGCAACCUCACGCCCACCAGCAGCCAAUCAACCUCAGCCUUUUCUUUCCUUAACCUCUGACCUCGAACGGUAAUGCUUAGGAUAAUGUCACCAUAAGUAUGUCUGCUCUAAAACAAAGAUUAUAUGGUUUGUCACAGGAGCCAAGUCCACAGUAUGUAUAAUUAUGUUUUGCAAAAGUGGAGGUAAUUUUCAUGAGCUAGUUCAGGUUAUUAAGAACAGUUGUUAGAGUAAUAUGUCUUCUGUUCUUUGCUGGUACUUGGUGCACUUCUUACUACUGUAAAUAUAAACAUUGAAGCCUCCCGGGUGGCGCAGUGGUCUAGGGCUAACUGCGCCACCAGAGUCUCUGGGUUCGCGCCCAGGCUCUGUCGCAGCCGGCCGCGACCGGGAGGUCCGUGGGGCGACGCACAAUUGGCAUAGCGUCGUCCGGGGUAGGGAGGGUUUGGCCGGUAGGGAUAUCCUUGUCUCAUCGCGCUCCAGCGACUCCUGUGGCGGGCCGGGCGCAGUGCGCGCCAACCAAGGGGGCCAGGUACACGGUGUUUCCUCCAACACAUUGGUGCGGCUGGCUUCCGGGUUGGAGGCGCGCUGUGUUAAGAAGCAGUACGGCUGGUUGGGUUGUGCUUCGGAGGACGCAUGGCUUUCGACCUUCGUCUCUCCCGAGCCCGUACGGGAGUUGUAGCGAUGAGACAAGGUAGUAAUUACUAGCGAUUGGAUACCACGAAAAUUGGGGAGAAAAUGGGAUAAAAAAAUAAAAUAAAAAUAUUUAAAAAAUAUA